GCGCGCGCGCACAUUCAGUCAGUCAGCAUUCACUGUUCGAACCGGUCGCUAUUCGAAGGCACGCGCUCAAUGAUCGCACGCGUCGAUCGAAAUACGAAAAUAAAAAAAAUAUAACACGGGGUUACGCAAGGGUGUGCUCUAGGUCCAGUGAAUUUUGAUUUAUUUUUUGAAACUUGUGACACGUGAAGUGAAUUGUGUGGUCCAUUUGUGAUGCUGUGUUGCAUGAUAAACGUCACACAUGAGAAGUUUUAAUGAUAUAAUGAACCGCUAAUACGCCCGACGCGAACACCGAACGAGUUUUUAAUUUUUGCCAAGUGACAUAAAUCAGUGUAUAUGUGUGAGAAGCACUUCGACAAGAUGACGAACAUUAGUCCGGAGACGAGAAUCAUGAUAUCGAGGCCUCAGGAUGGCCGAGGGACUUACAGGAGACAGAUACUAGCAGCUCUCGCUGUCUCGCUCGGGCCGUUCGCAGCAGGAUUGAGCAAAGGUUACAUGUCACCAGCUCUGGACUCUAUGCAAGAAUCCAGGUUGAGGUUCCCUGUGAGCGAUCAGCAGGCUAGCUGGAUUGCUAGCUUAAGUUUGUUAGGUGCCCUGGUAGGCGGUAUCCUAGGCGGUAUGGCGAUGCGUUACGGCCGUCGUACGAUACUCCUCGCAGCAGCGUUGCCGUACACGCUCGCUUGGCUCGCCACUUCGCUCUCCACGAGCGUGAACAUGCUCGCCGCGACGUCGUUCUGCGGCGGCUUGCUCGUCUGCUGCAUUACUAUGAUCACUCAGGUAUACGUAACCGAAAUAGCUGUCCCCGAAAUACGAGGCUUCCUCAGUUCAGUCUUGAAGAUACUUAGCCACAUCGGUAUUCUGAUAUCCUUCACCAUUGGGACCUACCUCGAUUGGUCCCAACUCGCUUUGGUCGUAGCAGCUGCCCCAGUAUUACUAUUCUUCGCGUUACUCUUCGUCCCUGAAACCCCUUCCUUUCUCCUCCUUCGAGGAAAGGAGCAAGAGGCCGAAAAAUCUCUUCAGUGGCUACGCGGCCCUGAAGCAGAUAUCGGCCAAGAAUUGGCUACAAUCCGCACGAAUAUUUACGCCAGCAAACAAUAUCACGACAGUCACUCAAGUAGACUAAAAGUGAUUCUAUCCAAAAGAAUGAUCAGACCUGUCUUGAUUACCUGUGGGUUAAUGUUCUUUCAGAAAUUCACUGGAACACAAGUCUUCAGUUUUUACGCUGUGCCUAUGUUUAGAAAGACCUUUAGAAGCAUGAGCGCUCAUGGAGGUGCAAUAGCUACUAGUGUCGUCCAACUUCUAGCGUCAUGUUUGUCGGGCAUGCUCAUCGACAACAUUGGGAGACUUCCUCUUCUACUUAUGAGCGGUUUUAUGAUGUCAAUAGCUUUAGCUGGCUUUGGAUCUUAUGCGUAUUACGAAGACGUUGUCAGAAACUCAACAAAUUUAACUGUAACUGCCGACGCCGCUUCUUACGACUGGAUUCCUUUGGUGUGUGCUUUAGCUUUCACUAUCGCGUUUUCAUUAGGCAUUGGUCCUAUAUCUUCUUUAUUGAUUGGAGAAUUAUUCCCAUUGGAAUAUAGAAGCACUGGUAGCGCUUUAGCUACAAGUUUCAGUCAUCUAUGUGGGUUUGUCAAUGUCAAAACUGUUCCUGAUUUCAUUUAUUAUAUAGGGCUACAUGGCCUCUUUUGGAUGUAUGCAGGGAUUUCGGUGCUAUGUUUAUUAUUUGUAGUGCUAUUCGUUCCUGAAACUAAAGGUCGUGAAAUAGAUGAAAUGGAUCCUAAAUACGUUGAAUCAUUAUGUAUUAAUCGGUAGUUUACAAUGAUUAGUGUAGGUAUUGUCUUGUGCAGUAUUAAGCUGUAAAAGUGAUCAUUGAGAGAUUAUCUCGCAGAUAUAUUGAGAUGGCCGAUUCCUUUAGAGGUUUUGUUGUCGUCACCUAGUCUGUUGCGUGCAAAAUGCAUUUGUAUAGUAUUAGUGCCUUCCAUUUCAUGAGCCACACUGUUGUUUAUAACUUUGAACGAUUUGUAUACUUAAUUCAUAUUUUUAUUGUCAUCUGUUGGUUAUUUAAAAGCAUUUUUGUUGCUAUCUAUAUCUACACAAUUACAAUAUUUGAAGAAAGUUUUUAUAUUAAGUGUAGUUGUGAAUGCGAUUGACUGAAUAUGUAAAUAUGAUAUAUUUUGAUGUCUUCUGAUAUUUUUGUUAUUAAAUGGCCAGUAUAGCGCCUUCGUCUAGUUCCUUUCAUCACAAUAUUAAAUGUAAACAUACCUAGUAAGAUUGGUCAAUGUUGGAUUUGUAUUGGUUUUAUCUAUCGAGAAUUGAUUAAGAUCUGAUAACACACAAUCAUUUCUCCUAUCUAAUAUUGACUGAUUAUGUACAAAUAAUUGAUGUGUUUAUAAUUUUAAACUUGUAGAAAUAUAUUUCGUUUCCAAUUUAUCAGUUGCCGAUUGAUUUGCAGAUUAAAUUUCAUACAACAGUUAUUAUUAAUAUUAAAAAUGAAUUAUCUUUAAUAACCAAACAAAAUUGUAUGUACAAUGUAAACAUAAUAUUAUUUUCAUAUUUAUGAAGUAGAUUAUGGAAAAUAAUGUUAUUACCUACAUAAUUAUAUUGUAUAAAUUAUCAUUAUAUAUCAAAAUUGUAUGAAACGAAAUAUGUGUUUUAGAAAAUUUUAUUAAAAAUCUAUGUAAGUAAAUUUUGAUGAAAUACUGACUGAAUGUUACAAAAUGGUAUCAGUUUAUUAAGUUUAUGUUUUUAUUAUAUUUUUUGUAAAUAUGUAUAAUUUAAGCAUAACCUUAUUAUACAGUGUUGAGUAUAAUUUAAUGAGCUAUUAUAUUAUACGGGUAGAAAAUGUGUAUUAUUAAAUUUUUAAAUUUAUUUUAUUGGCAAACCAAAAUUAUUUCUUGAACAAUAUAAAAUGAAAUCCAGUGAAAAAUAUUGAUUUUAAAAAUGUAUAUAUGUUAUUAUAUAUACUAGGUAUUUUAAAUGUUUUAUAAGAAAUUAUAUCACAAAUGAGUGGUGCUAAAAGAUGCCUUGAUGAAGAUUUUUAUAAUGAAAUUGUUUUACCUAGUAAUUGUAUAUAAUAUAUAAGUAUUGUAAGCUUAUAAAUGAUUAUACUACAUAUAUAUUUAUGUAAAUUGUUAAGAGUGUUAAAUUUAGCGUGUUGCCAUAAUUUAAUAAUAUAGAUUACAAGUAUUUUACAAUGUACUUAAAUAAUCGAAUUUAAGUGUUUAAAUAAAAAAUUCAGUGAACGAUUACAA
Plodia interpunctella (Indianmeal moth) is the source of this 3248-nucleotide messenger RNA. RefSeq names its product facilitated trehalose transporter Tret1-like. The transcript is spliced from 6 exons. Gene Ontology annotation, cellular component: membrane. Gene Ontology annotation, biological process: transmembrane transport. Bases 334 to 1809 code for a protein of 491 amino acids. NCBI's taxonomy places the organism in Eukaryota, Metazoa, Arthropoda, Insecta, Lepidoptera, Pyralidae. The record is from RefSeq and is a predicted model, not a curated record. Gene Ontology annotation, molecular function: transmembrane transporter activity.